This is a messenger RNA of Vavraia culicis subsp. floridensis, 744 nucleotides long. RefSeq lists its product as uncharacterized. The coding region runs from base 1 to 744 and encodes 247 amino acids. NCBI's taxonomy places the organism in Eukaryota, Fungi, Microsporidia, Pleistophoridae. The transcript has a single exon. The record is from RefSeq and is a predicted model, not a curated record.
AUGUUCUUUGUUACUCUGAUUCUUCUACGAUCAAUUUAUAUACAAGCAGCACCUGUUUACACGUACGAUCCGAACAAAGGGCAUCCACCAAUGUACACGCAAGCAGAUCCGCAGACAGGAUGCUACUACACUAAUACACAGAAUGGUCUCGUGCAGGUGUGUCCCAGGCCGGCAAACCAGCAGCCCACUACGUUACCAACACGAGAAGUAAUAGCAUCAUUUCCUGUGAUGAAGAGCGUUGUAAAGACAACUUCUAGGGUUGUAUCUCCCAAGGAAUCUCCCAUAGACUCGCUGAUGCAGAGCAAUCCGGAACUGGGCGACCAAAUCAAGAGGAUAUUCGAGUACCAGGGCAUUGCCGAGCCGUGGGACAGAAUAAAGGACUUCUUUGAUAACAGACAGCGUCUAAUGCCAGACCCGUGCAUGCUGUACAAGACGAUGCGCGACAUUCUGAAAGUGUUUGAAAGCCUGAAAGAAAUGAUCUCUGACGAGCUCAGGAAGAUACAGGUAUAUGUGGAACGAGCCAAGAUGUACUUGAAGGAAGAUCAUGUAAAACUAAAGGAUCUGCUUUCCAGGAUGUCUUUAGAUCUUGUGAAGAUGAAGUCUACGAAGGAUAAGAAGAACCAAAACGACUACGCCAAUAAUUUUAAUAAGAUAAAUGCUGAGACACAGCAGGUGAUCACGUCGUAUAAUCGGUUGAAAGAGUGGUUGUUCAAGACACUGACAUAUUUCAAACAGCUCUUUUAA